AUGGAUGCAUUUUGUAUUCCAAUAAAACCAAAAACAGUGGAAAAUGAAGAUUUACUUGAGGAAGAAUCUACACAUCAAAGUAGCGAAAAAUCUGCUGAACUCGAAGUUAUGUCAAUAUUAGAGCCAGAACAAGGUAACAAUACUGUCUUAAAUUCUGAUAGGGGAUUGUAUCCGUGUGAAAUUUCGGAUGAAUUGAAACGAACUAUUUUAUCACUGGAACCAAGCCGACCAAGAGGACCGUUUCCCAAAAAUAGCAAAGUAUUGUCUUACAUUAACUUGGCUUCAAAAACACUUCAAAGUCCCGAUAUCACUUUAGAGGAAGCUUGUGAUUUGCUCGAAAGUGUUAGUUGUAAUAUGAUGGCUCUUCGAAAUGAUUUUUCUUCUCUUUUACAAGAAGCUGAAGUCGUUGCUAAAAGCUGGCAGAUAGAUAUAUCGUUCGUUCAGAGCCGGCAACGUAAAGUCAAAAUAUUUUAUGACGAAUUGUCAGAGGACUUUCGCUUCAAUGAGCCUAGUGAAAAAUUCCGUAUUACUGUAUUCAACGCGUCUUUAGAUGUACAGAUUAGUCAGUUGAAAACACGAUUCGCGAGUAUGCGGAAGAUUAAGGAUAAUUUUUCAUUUUUGAAUCCUUCGACAUUGAUCGACUCAAGCGAACGAGAAAUUGAAAAAUCGGCUCGGCAAUUAUGCGAUAAAUACGAAAAUGAUUUAUCUAACUGCCUAAUUGAAGAAAUUGCAAGUUUAAAGUGUACAGUUUCGAAAGUGAUAACAAGUCGGAAUCUUAAAACCAUAAGUGAUCUUGCGCAAUUUUUAUUCAUAGAUUACAAAAUAUUAGCCUCGAAUUUACCAAAUGUUUGUACAGCACUUAUUUUGACGUUACCGGUCACUUCUGCCUCAGCAGAGCGUUCGUUUUCGAAACUAAAGUUGAUAAAAACUUAUCUGCGUAGUACGAUGUCUCAAUCUCGCUUGAGCGGACUUGCAACUUUAAGCAUAGAACACGAAUUAGCUAGUAAACUCGAUUUAGAUAAAGUAAUUAAGGAAUUUGCUAGCGCAAAAAAACGCCGCGGUUUGCUGGCUUUGUAA
Trachymyrmex cornetzi is the source of this 1077-nucleotide messenger RNA. RefSeq names its product zinc finger MYM-type protein 1-like. NCBI's taxonomy places the organism in Eukaryota, Metazoa, Arthropoda, Insecta, Hymenoptera, Formicidae. Gene Ontology annotation, molecular function: protein dimerization activity. The transcript has 3 exons. The record is from RefSeq and is a predicted model, not a curated record. Bases 1 to 1077 code for a protein of 358 amino acids.